UGGCCUGAAUCCAAACCAAAAAUAAAUGAGGUGCGGCCUGACGUCAAACGGAUCACUUCAGAAUGCAGCCCGUCUCGAUCACUUUGCAAGAAGCUCUCGAUCACUCUCAAUGGUACGGUCGCGGUACGACUGUAGCACAGCGGAGGAGGUCUUUAUAGUGAAGACCUGACAACCACAGCGAGCUGGUAGCUUUUAGAAUAGUAGCAGUGUCAUUGGAAUGGUCCCAUCUUCAGAAGAAGAAGAUGGACCAACCACAAGCAGGAGUUAGCAGAACCUGAAUGAUACUCGAAUCGAAUCCAGAACUCGAUCGGAAUUCCCAGAACACAUCACUUCCACCAUCGCAUCCAAUCGAAUCUUCCUUUGAUUAGCUUCCUUUGACCAAGUAACAUGUCGUCGCUCGACGUCAAUGACGACAAGACGGAGACUAUGUGUCCCGUCUGUUGGGAAUCCAUCCACGACGAAAAGCCCGUGGCAGUGGCGACGGGCUGUGGUCAUAUUUAUCACCAAGCGUGCACCCAUGCCAACAAUAAAAAGAAUAAUUGUUUGAUUUGUCAACAACCGACCAAAGCAUUUGUCGACCUCUUUAUUCGACUUCCCAACGUGGUCAACAGCUCUCUCCGUCGCAGCAAAAAUCUGGUCACCAAGUUGGAACAUGAGUUUCAGGAGGUCAGUCGUCGAACACAGCUCUCGUUGGAAAAGGAAAUUGCUCGACGGGAGUUUGAACAAACCUGGUUGAAAGAAGAACGACAGCUUAGGCUAACGGCACGGGGAAAAGUGGAAGAACGACAUGCCAAGGCGGUGCAAACUUUGGAAAACAAUCUGAAGGAACUCCAAGUGAACUAUGAACGAAAACUCAAAAUGAUUGAAAGGAAGAAAGAACGACGAAGAAGCACAAACAAACAACAUGACAAUCCACGUUUUGGACAUUCUUUGAGGUCUUUGCAAGAUGAGCCAGUGUUGGACAGGUCUGCUACGAAUCAAGAGGAAGACCAAGAACAGCAAAGUUCGGAACUGAAUGACCAAUCUUCCUCUGCAGGUUUGAGUGACAGCCACACUGACAAUCAGGGCAGACAAGAGACAACACCAACUGUUGAAUCAGGUGGUCAAGGCACUAUCAAUAGCGAGGUCAACGCUUGGCCUCAAAGUUUGGUUGGGGUCACCAGCAAACAAUACGAACAAAGCUCGUCAACAAAUCAAGUGGCUAAUCCCACAGAAGCUUCCAGAAGUGAUGCAAUCCUUGAUGUUGCCGCGCAACAAACUCGCAGCAAUUAUUCCAGCAGGCAAACGCGCGCUGAUUUCCAUCACAGCAAGCAGCAGCAGCAGGCGACCAAGCCUCCUCCAACAGGCACACGGAACCGGAAAUCAUUUUCAAAAUACAAAGCCUCUGCUCCGACAAUUGCGUCAUUACAACCAAAGCCCGCGGUUGCUUGUGCUGCACCAGCAUGGUCGGACGAAGACAGCAAGGUCCCUGGGAACAAUGACACCAAACCUCCAUCUCCAGCAUCAUCCAAGAGUCUCCCUUCGUCGUCUUGCAACAAAAAGAGAUCUCCACCCUCGAGAAAGCGAAAGGGACAAAGUACUACCACUGUUGCUACGGGAAAGUUGUUCUGUGAUGACUCGUCAUGGGAAGAUGCUUCGACGGCCAGUGCUGUGCUGAGUGUUGCCGAGUAUGAGCGCCAGAGGCUCCAAGCAGAGACAGCCUAUUUACAACACCAAGCAGAGCUCGUAGAAUGGGAACGUCAUCAGGCUGAAAUGGAGUUGGAGCAAGAUGAGCUCGCAUUGCAGCGUCGAGAACAAAGAAUCCGAUUGGAGCGGACUCGCUUGGAAGAGUCCUUCUUUUCUAUCCAGCGCCGAGUUGAACAAUCCAAGCAAGACGCGAGGGAUCGCCAGAAACUCACAGCAAUGGAAGAAAAGUUCGCCAAGACAAACGUAGCGCGCGUCAAAGAGGACGAACGAUUCCAGCAAGAGUUGGAUCAUCUCAAGCUAGACGACAUUCAAAUCACGGAACGAGAAACUUGGGAAAAGAGACGACAAGAGAAUGAGAAAGUGCGACUCAAAAAGGAAGUCGAAGCACUCGUGAAAGUUAUGAACAAAUUGGAGCGCGCCAAGGAACUGGUCAAGCAGUUCGAAGAACAGUCGUCUUCGUCCCAAACACAGGACACUUGCGUGGUUUGCUUUGACCCCUUGGUGAACGAAGAAUCCGAGUUGGGCGUGGCCGUUCCCUGUGGCCAUUCAUUUCACACCAAGUGUUUUUCGGGCUGGGAAAAGUCGAAACGUCGACGUGGUUCAUCAGCUUCUUCAUCCGUUCCAUGCCCUCUUUGUAACGUUGGCACGAACCUGUGUGUCUCCAUCCGACUGACGCGUCCAUCAUCGUCAUCCUCGUACUGUGCGUCAGCCUCGUCGGCGUCUUCCCUCGCAAGGCAUUUCCAAAAAGAAGAAGGCCGAUGGCAGAGGCGUAGGUUGACAAGGGCUGGACUGGCGAGAGAAGCUUUGCCUUAGCUGUUCUACAGUACCGUACGUAAAGUUGUAAUGCACGUUGUAGCUGCACAUUAAUAGCGUUGCCUGAAGUAUGCAUCCCCGUACGUGCGGUUCACACUGCCACGAAGCUCCCCUCAAACAACGUACGGUUCGAGACAAUAAGCACCAGCACAAGCGCCGACAUGGAAAUCGAAGCGGCAAACCAAUGAACCCAACCACCACAAGACAGCGCUUGCCCACAACGAGCCAACAUUGGAAAGGAGCUUCCCAAACCGUGCGCGGCAGCUACCCAAUGCUACGGUACGGGUCUUUUGGAAGAGCUUGGCUACCAGUAACAAGCAGCAAAAGAGUUUCACUCUUUUUGAUAUUGAGUGUGUGAUUGGGUUCGCUACUACUAGAGUUACACGGGCUGCACCACAACUUGAUUGAUCCAUCUAAUUAAAAAUACCCU
This is a messenger RNA of Seminavis robusta, 2929 nucleotides long. The record is from the annotation of a GenBank genome assembly. NCBI's taxonomy places the organism in Eukaryota, Bacillariophyta, Bacillariophyceae, Naviculales, Naviculaceae.